Messenger RNA from Sardina pilchardus (European sardine), 1079 nucleotides. Its product is annotated as H-2 class II histocompatibility antigen, A-R alpha chain-like. Lineage: Eukaryota; Metazoa; Chordata; Actinopteri; Clupeiformes; Clupeidae. The coding region runs from base 73 to 795 and encodes 240 amino acids. The transcript has 4 exons. Gene Ontology annotation, biological process: antigen processing and presentation; immune response. The record is from RefSeq and is a predicted model, not a curated record. Gene Ontology annotation, cellular component: MHC class II protein complex; membrane.
UUGCCUGCAGUCUGAGAGAGUUUGUGUUCCCUUUACUCUCACUGUGCUCAACACUGAGUCUCCAGCAGUCCCAUGAAGAUGACUCUAACAGGGGUAUUUCUCGUCCUUAUUGGGAUUAUCUACACAGAGGCCAAGAAUGUACAUGAGGAUGUUUAUCUGAGUGGAUGCACAGACACAGAUGGAGAGAGCAUGUAUGGACUGGAUGGGGAAGAGAAGAGACAUGUAGACUGGAAGGCUGGAAAGUAUGUGAAUACACUGCCUGAGUUUGCUGAUCAAUAUGGAAUUGUGGAGGGCGCAUAUGAGCAGGCUCUUGUUGACCAGCAAACCUGCAAGGCGAAUUUAGGAUUAAACAUACAAGUUAAUAAAAACCCAGCAGUGGCAGAGGCACCCCCGAUGAGCUCCAUCUACCCCAGAGAUGAUGUGAUGGUGGGUUCUGAGAACACUCUCAUCUGUCUUGUGACUGGGUUCUACCCCCCUCAGCUCAACGUGACGUGGACCAAGAACAACCACAUAGUGACUAAAGGAGUGAGCACCAGCCAGCUGCGGAUGAAUGUUAACGACGGCUCCUACAGCCAGUUCUACACGCUGCAGUUCACCCCUCAGCCUGGGGACAUGUACACCUGCACUGUGGAGCACCAGGCUCUGGAGCGGCCCAUGACCAGAGAGUUUGAUGUGGAGGAGGUAUCUGAGCCCAGUCUUGGUCCAUCAGUGUUCUGUGGAGUGGGUCUGACUCUGGGGCUGCUGGGAGUGGCUACCGGAACAUUCUUCCUCGUCAAGGGCAACCAGUGCAACUGAAAUUGCAGUCAACUGUGGCUUUGUGUUCAAUCAAAUGGUGUAUAAUAUAGGCUACAUCACACCUGUCUGAUAUUUUCUAUUACUACAGGUUGUCUCUCUGAACAUUAUUAUUUUAAGGGGUGAUAUAGGUGAGGCUAAGUGAUUUAUAACAUAACUCUUUGUAAAAUGUGAUCACAGGGAAACGAGUGGGAAGUAUGUGUAUGUUUGGACGUAAUGAUCAGGCCAGGGGCUGGGCCUGUCCAGUUACUCUUUCUGGCACAAACGAAUAAAGAGGACACACUCUA